Messenger RNA from Cydia pomonella (codling moth), 1719 nucleotides. RefSeq lists its product as uncharacterized. The coding region runs from base 252 to 1112 and encodes 286 amino acids. Lineage: Eukaryota; Metazoa; Arthropoda; Insecta; Lepidoptera; Tortricidae. The record is from RefSeq and is a predicted model, not a curated record. The transcript is spliced from 7 exons.
AUAGUACAUUACGAUACAAGUGCGAAAAAUAGGAAAUUCGAAACGAGUGGCGAUAAAUUAAAACACGACCGAAGGGAGUGUUUUAAAUCGACACGAGUUGCGAAUUACCUAUUCGCACAUGUAUCGUACAACGUUUUACAGUACAUAUGGCCCUUUAAAUGUUCGACACAGUAACGUAAUAUGCUACUUCUCGCACUAGUGCUAUAAAGUAGCCCCAUAUGUACUGUAAAGGUAUAUUUUAGUUUUAUCACAUGAUAAACACAUACUCAGUGAUGAGUACAUACUCAGUGAUACAAUUCAGUGAUCAAGACGGCGGAUCAAUAUCCAUUGUAAAGAAUCAGUGGAUUACGCCAAGGCGUCGGGAGGUAUUUUGGCCACCCGUCAAGGGAUCUAAAGCUUUUGAAAAGGUGUUGGCGGAUACCAAAACACCGGAUGAGAAAUGGAAACGAUACUUCAUCCAAAGAGUUUUUUGUGAGACUGACGAUAUAGAUAAAGCCAAAAGAAAACUGAAACUGGUCAAGGAGACAUCAGACUUACAGACUGAAGCAGAAGAAGAACCAAAUUUUAAGCGGAAAAGAAAUAACAGAUAUAUUUCCACAAGCGAUGAAGAUGACGGUCACAUAACGCCACCACCAAUUAAGAAAAAAAUCUUGAAAAACACAGCUGCUGCUGCUUACUAUAGAGAUACCCGUCAGGCUCAGCCAAACAUUACCCGAGAUUCCCGGGAAGCUCCUUCAACACCAGAAAAAACCCUCUCAUUGCUGAAUGUAGUUGACGGGCUUCCUGUCUUGACAAACAGUGUCCUGCAAGAUUUAACAGAAGACGGCGAGGGGCGGCUAACUCCGGUUUCACGCAUACGUAGUCCUUGGUCGCGAAAAGAACAACCACCGAAUCUCGGCAGCGACGUGCCAGCAACGCCAUCGUGCGGUCAAGGAUUAAAAGGUUUGCAAGAUACCGUGGUGUCACUAGUGUCACUACUGACCCACAUAAAAGCCCAGAAUGAUAUAAUCAUCUCGAUUUUGCGAGAAAAACAUACAAGAUUGGAUUUAAAACCAGAGUUCAAAUUUCCAUCAAAACUUCGGAGGAGUUGGAAAUUAUGGAAAAAUUAUUAACGUCACAAGAAAACCAUGCUAACGUGGUAGCCUACUUCAAGAGCCUUGGUGGACAGGGCGUUAAUAAUAAAGUAUCUAGAGUUAUGAAAGUUGCAUUGUCUGACUCUAUGGCAAGCAAGUACAACUUUUACGGUAAAAGAUCAGACAAGAAGCUAUUUGCAGAACUACGUCUCCGGGCGUGUGCAAAACCGCCGUGAUGUAGAAGGAACCCACCAUCAAUUACAAUGUCACUACCAGCAAGCUUGUUGUGGAUCAGACUCUGGUGAAAACAAAAUCGGAUUUUAGAAGAAAUUCAAAGUGGCGGCCGUGUUUACAAUCUUUGACUACGAAUUCAUAUAAGGGUAUCUUUCGGAUCCUCAGAUGUAAUUUGUUAUCGUGACUAGAUCAAAUUUUCCGUCGGACGUACCGUUUUUGAACUACAAGAAAAAAACUUAAAAAUAGCAAAAAAAGUUCCACAACUUCUGGAAUGGAGCAAACUCGGAUUACACAAAUUUAGGAUCAAAUAAAGGUAUUAAGACGAUUUGACUGGCCUCUUAAAAUACUUAAAAGUACCUUGUUAAUAUGUAGUUUAUAUGUUAUUAUUAAACUACUAGUUCCUUGAUGUACA